Molecule: messenger RNA, 3879 nt
Organism: Hemisphaericaspora subhashii
Lineage: Eukaryota; Fungi; Ascomycota; Pichiomycetes; Serinales; Debaryomycetaceae
Gene: NCR1
Product: sphingolipid transporter
Exons: 1
Coding region: 1-3879 (1292 amino acids)
Cellular component (GO): membrane
Source: RefSeq, a predicted model, not a curated record
AUGAGACUAAUUGGUCUACUAAUAUUCCUUUUUGAUAUUCUGUGGGUACUAGCAAUUUCUCCACAACAUAAACCUGGCUACUGUAACACAUAUGGCAAUUGUGGAAAGAAAUCCGUAUUUGGUAGUCAACUUCCUUGUUCCAACUUUGUAGAGGCUACGAAACCAACCAAGGAAUCCCAAACUAAAUUAAAGGCAAUUUGUGGAGAAGAAUUUGAAUUGGUAUGUUGUUCCCCAGAACAAAUUGAUGCAUUGGAAUCUAAUUUAAAAAGAGUAGAUCCUAUUAUAUCAACAUGUCCAGCUUGUCGAAAGAACUUUUAUGAUUUCUUUUGUAAAUUCACUUGUUCACCUAAUGAAUCUACAUUUAUAAAUGUUACCAAGACUCAAAUUGCCAGAGAUACGGGAAAGGAAAUCGUGACUGAGAUUGAUCAAUAUGUUAAUCCAGAAAUGGCUCAGAAGUUUUUCGAUUCUUGUAAAAAUGUCAAAUUUUCAGCUACUAAUGGGUUUGCUAUGGAUUUAAUUGGUGGAGGGGCAAAAGAUUAUAAACAAUUUCUUAAAUUUUUAGGUGAUGAAAAACCAUUAUUAGGUGGCUCACCAUAUCAGAUUAAUUUUGUUUAUGAAACAACCAAGGAAGAAUUAGAUUCUGGAAUCAUAUUAAGAAAUGAUCAUUUACGGAAUUGUGAUGAUAAGGAAUAUAAAUGUGCUUGUACGGAUUGUACUAGUUCUUGUCCAAAAUUACCUCAUGCCAGCAGAUUAGAUAAGAAAUGUAUGGUUGGUUUAUUACCUUGUUUCUCAUUUGCAAUUGCUAUAAUCUGGUUAUGUAUGAUUGUUGUAUUAGGUGGAUAUCAUGUGUAUUUAGUCAGAUCAAAACCUGUUAGACAUCUUUCAUAUGGUGGACUCGAAGAAGAGGAUGAAAUUGAUAAUAUGAUUAGUCCAAUGACUUAUGUAACUGUUCGAAAACCUAGUGUUACGGCAUUCCUGAAUAGAUUGAAAUACAAGAUUCAAGAAAUUUUCCAAAAUAUUGGAUAUUUCUGUGUGAAAUAUCCUGGAGUUACCAUUGGAACUAGUAUUUUGUUGUCAUUAAUGUUGUCAUCAGGUUUGUUUAGAUUGGACUUAGAGACUAACCCCGUGAAUCUUUGGGUUAGUCCCCAUGAACCAGCAUUUAAGAAUCAACAAUAUUUCGAAUCUAAUUUUGGUGAAUGGUAUAGAAUUGAACAAGUUAUUGUUAGUUCAAAAGAUGAUGGACCAAUUUUGAAUUGGGAAAUUGUUAAAUGGUGGUUUGAGAAGGAAUCAGAAUUGGAACAAUUAAACCCCAAUGUUUUACUAUCUGAUAUUUGUUUCAAACCAUUAGAAGAAACCUGUGCAAUUGAAUCCUUUACACAAUAUUUUAAUGGAGAUAUCAAUUCUAUUACAGAAGAUACUUGGAAGGCGAAAUUACAAAAUUGUAUGGAUUCACCGGUGAAUUGUUUACCUUCAUUCCAACAACCUUUGAAACCACAUAUAUUGUUUGAUAAUGAUGAUAUUUCAAAAGUUAAAGCAUUCACAGUUACAGUUUUAGUAAAUAGUAAUUCUGGUGAUGAAACAUUCUCCAAUAAGAGUAUUGAAUUUGAACAUCUGUUUCAAAAAUGGGCUCAGGUUUUACAAGAUGAACAUCCAGAAUUGAAUAUUGCAUUUAGUACAGAAAUAUCCUUAACUGAAGAACUUAACAAAUCUACCAAUACUGAUAUUCGAAUCAUUAUUAUAUCAUAUUUAUUAAUGUUUCUUUAUUCUUCAUUAGCACUUGGUGGGAAAUUACCUCACAGGAGUUGGCAUUCACUUGUUAAAACAAGAUUCAUGUUAGGAUUAUGUGGGAUUUUAAUCAUCUUGUUAUCAGUAAGUGCAUCAGUUGGAUUUUUUUCAUUAAUUGGAUUAAAAUCAACCUUAAUUAUUGCCGAAGUGAUUCCAUUUUUGGUUUUGGCAAUUGGGGUAGAUAAUAUAUUUUUAAUUGUUCAUGAAUUACAUUUAACAACUGAACAUUUCCCUGAUUUACCGUUGGAAGAUCGAAUCUCACAAGCGUUGGGAUGUAUUGGACCUUCAUGUUUCCUUAGUGCCAUAUUACAAGUUUCAAUGUUUUUAUUAGCUACCUUUGUGGAUAUGCCCGCGGUUAAGAAUUUCGCAUAUUACAGUGCUGGAGCGGUUGCGAUUAAUUUCAUGCUUCAAAUGACAUGUUUUGUUGGAUUAUUGGCAUUGGAUCAAAGAAGAUUGGAAGAUAAUAGAGUGGAUUGUAUGCCAUGGAUAACUAUUGCUCCUGUACAAUUGAAUGCUGAUCAUAUACUUCAAGAAGAUUCUGAUAUGGAUGAACAAGGGAUUAAACAUUUAGAAUAUAAUUUUUCCCAUUGGGUGAGUCAAUAUUAUGCACCUGUGAUUUUAAAGAAAACGAUGAAACCAAAGAUAAUUACCUUGUUUGUGAUAUGGUUGGGUAUUUCAUUAAGUUUAUUCCCUCAGAUUAAACUUGGAUUAGAUCAACGAAUUGCCAUUCCUAAGGAUUCAUAUUUGAUUAAUUAUUUUAAUUCAGUAUAUGAUUAUUUCAAUGCUGGUCCACCUACAUUUUUUGUAGUUAAAGAUUUAGAUUUAACCACAAGAGAGAAUCAACAAAAGAUAUGUGGAAGAUUUUCUGGAUGUGAUAAAUAUUCAUUGGCAAAUAUAUUAGAACAAGAAUUUAAGAGAUCAAAGAAAUCAAUGAUUGCUGAACCUACUUCGAAUUGGUUGGAUGAUUUUUUGACAUGGUUAAAUCCAGAUUUAGAUCAAUGUUGUAGAUUUAAAAAGGGGACUGUAUUUGAACAACCUGAUAAUGUACCUGAAUUUUGUUCUCCAUAUGCACCUGAACGUCAAUGUCAAACUUGUUAUCUUAAUCAUGAUCCACCGUAUGAUUCAAGUAUGAAUGGAUUCCCCGAAGGACCGGAAUUUAUGUUUUAUUUCAAUCAAUGGAUUCAAGAACCAAGUGAUCCAUGUCCAUUAGGAGGCAAGGCACCAUAUGGAAAUACUAUUUCAAGAACUAGUAAGAAUAUUCAUGCCAGUUAUUUCCGAACUUCACAUACUCCAUUAAAAUCACAACAAGAUUUUAUUAAUGCAUAUAAGGGUGCUGUUAGGGUUGUUGAUGAAAUUAAAGGGUUUAUUAAUGAUUUGGAUAUAUUUGUUUGGUCACCCUUUUAUAUAUUCUUUGUACAAUAUCAUACUAUUGUGAAUUUAACAUUUGAAUUAUUAGGAGCUGCUAUGAUUAUUAUUUGGUUGGUUAGUAGUUUAUUAUUAGGAUCAAUCAAAUCGGCAACAGUGAUGACAAUUACGGUUAUUUCAAUAUUGAUUAAUAUUGGAGGUGUGCUUGCCAUUUGGGAUAUUUCAUUGAAUGCAGUUUCAUUAGUUAAUUUGAUUAUAUGUGCUGGACUUGCAGUUGAAUUUACUAUUCAUUUAACUAGAGCAUAUGUGAAUAGUCCAGUAUCAUUAUUUGAGAAUGCGAAUGAAGAAUCAUUAUAUUCUAGUUUUUUGGCAAUAUCAAGUUUAGAUGAAUUACCUGCUCGUCAUCGUAAUUUAAGAGCAUAUAGUGCAUUAAGUACAGUUGGUGGAUCAAUUAUUGGUGGGAUUACAUUAACUAAAUUUAUUGGUAUUUCAGUUUUAGCAUUUACAAGAUCAAAAAUAUUUGAAGUUUAUUAUUUUAGAAUGUGGUUUUCAUUAAUUAUAAUUGCAGCAAUUCAUGCAUUAUGUAUUUUACCGAUAUUAUUAAGUUAUUUUGGAUGUGAUUAUAAUCCUGAGGUUAGGGUUGAAGAUGAGAGUCAAUUGAGUGCGAAUUAUAAUAAUCAAGUUGAUGAAGAUGAAGAGAUUGAUAUAAAUCAAAGUGAUAGAUCGUGA